AUGACGGAGUUGCGUAGCGGAUUUUUGAAAAAACGCCACCGAAUAGUGGUGGCGUGGCGGGUUGAAGAUGGCGGCGCCAUGGCGGUCAUGGCGGAUAUGGUGGCGAGGCGGAAAAUGGCAGAAUUUUUUUUUUUUGUCCACGGUAGGAGUUGGGCUGACCCGACCCAACCCUACCCGUCCUCUUUUAUAGUUGAACCAUCAUCUGAUGCUGCUAUUGCAAGUGCAACGAGGAAAAAUAAGGCAGAUCCAGGCUGGAAAUAUUGUCAUCCACUGGUGGAAGGAGAUACAAACACCAUUGUUUGUAAUUUCUGUGGAAAAAUCACAAAGGGAGGAAUAACCAAAGCCAAACAACACCUGAUUGGGAAGUCGGGUAACGUUGCAGCUUGCAAGAAAACUCCACCAAAUGUAGUCGAAGAGUUGAAGGAAUAUAUGGCUACCAAAAAAAGUGGGAGCACUUACAGUACUUUUGGCAGUGGUAAUAUGGCAAAUAUAAGAGAUUUUGAAUUUGGUGAACCAAUUGGAUGUGAUGGAAGUGAAGAAGAUGAGUUUGCAGACUUUUGUAAUGUUGCUGCAAGUGCAAAGACAAAGUGUGGAACUAAAAAAGGACCAAUGGACAAAUUUUGUAAGAAUCCAGAAAAUGCAAUCAAUCGGAGAAAAAUGGAGAUGUUGAGGCAAAUGAACAUAAGAGAGUCAAUGGAUAAGAAUGAAGUAUUGAAGGUGCAUCAACAUAUUGCUCGCUUUUGGUACCAAGCAGGUUUGUCAUUCAACCUCAUUAAAUUGAAAAGCUUUGAGAAUAUGGUUGCAGCCAUUGGUCAAUAUGGGUCAUAUUUGCCCAUUCCUAGCUAUCAUGACAUUAGAGUUCCACUCCUGAAGAAGGAAGUUGAAUAUACUGAAAAUUUGAUGAAAGGUCAUAGGGAGCAAUGGGUCAAGUAUGGUUGUACUAUUAUGUCUGAUGCAUGGACUGAUCGGAAACAAAGAUGCAUCAUUAAUUUUUUGAUUAACUCUCAAGCUGGUUCCAUGUUUUUGAAGUCUGUUGAUGGAUCUGAUUUUGUAAAGAAAGGUGAAAAGCUUUUUGAGUUGCUUGAUGCCAUUGUGGUGGAAGUUGGAGAAGAGAAUGUUGUUCAAGUUGUAACCGAUAAUGGGAGCAACUAUGUUUUAGUAGGUAAGUUGUUAGAGGAGAAAAGGAAACAUAUUUAUUGGACUCCUUGUGCAGCUCAUUGUAUUGAUUUGAUGCUUGAAGAUAUUGGGAAGCUUCCCUUGAUAAGGAAGACAAUUAGAAGGGCAAUUAAUCUAGUUGGGUUUAUCUAUGCCCAUUCUAGUACCUUAAGUUUAUUGAGAAAUUUUACAAACAAGAGGGAAUUGGUGAGACAUGCUAUUACUAGAUUUGCCACUUCUUAUCUAACCUUGGAAAGGCUUCACAAAGAGAAAGAAAAUAUUAGAAAGAUGUUUACUUCUGAUGAAUGGACCUUGAACAAGCUAUCUAAGGAGCCUAAGGGAAAAGAAGCUACAAAGGUAGUUCUCAUGCCUUCUUUUUGGAAUAGUGUGGUUUACACUCUUAAAGUCAUGGCUCCACUUGUGAAAGUGCUUCGUCUUGUGGAUGGUAAAAAGAAACCAGCCAUGGGCUAUAUUUAUGAAGCAAUGGACAAGAUGGAAUUGUCAGCUUCAUAG
Messenger RNA from Glycine soja, 1668 nucleotides. RefSeq lists its product as uncharacterized. Lineage: Eukaryota; Viridiplantae; Streptophyta; Magnoliopsida; Fabales; Fabaceae. The transcript has 3 exons. The record is from RefSeq and is a predicted model, not a curated record. The coding region runs from base 1 to 1668 and encodes 555 amino acids. Gene Ontology annotation, molecular function: DNA binding.